This is a messenger RNA of Aricia agestis (brown argus), 2308 nucleotides long. Its product is annotated as serine/threonine-protein kinase RIO3. The transcript is spliced from 2 exons. NCBI's taxonomy places the organism in Eukaryota, Metazoa, Arthropoda, Insecta, Lepidoptera, Lycaenidae. Gene Ontology annotation, molecular function: protein serine/threonine kinase activity; ATP binding. Gene Ontology annotation, biological process: maturation of SSU-rRNA; protein phosphorylation. The record is from RefSeq and is a predicted model, not a curated record. Gene Ontology annotation, cellular component: preribosome, small subunit precursor; cytosol. Bases 150 to 1931 code for a protein of 593 amino acids.
AUUUGAACAUCGCAAUUUUAUUGCUUUGUGUUGCAGAAAUAACUCAAAUCUUGUGUAAUAUUAAUAUAGCGUAGGAAUUAGUACUACAUUAUCAAAUUAUAUUAUUUAUUAUAUUAAAAAAACAAUCUGUGAUAUAUUUUUAUACAAACAUGUCGAAUCCUUGGAAGAAAGUUUCAGCACCAGUGGACACACUCAACCUCUCGGACAUAAUGUCGGAGGAAUACGCCAAAGGGCUGCAGGUGAAGGAGGAUACGAAGUUCGCAGAACAAAUAUCGGACAUUAUAACAGAUCACCAGGCCAUCACGCAGUCUAAAAUAGAUGACAUAUCGCCUCUAGUCCUUAGGCAAAUCGAAGAAUCUAACGUCAAAGACAGCUGCGAUUCGGACGCGAUCAUUGCGAAAGUGCUGCAAAAUCAGUUCGACAAGGAGCACGAUAACGAAAUAAAACGCGUGGAGAAGAAGCGCAAUGGAGAUGCUAAAGUUUCUGUAUCGUACGAUAACUACCGCUAUGUCCCUGAGCAUCUCAUCUACGACUCGGAAUCUGAUGACGAUGAACUAGAAUUCGCGCACAAGAAAGACUGGGAUCGGUUCGAAACAAACGAGAAAGAAUUUGCGAGUCUUCCCAAACGGGGAUUCGUCAUGAAGGAUGGCGAGAUGGUUACUAAGCACGACAGCGUUAUAAACGGCCGGAGAAACGCCUGCAAAGUGAUGGCAUUUCCUCCCGACGUGUGCACGGGUGACGGUGCCGGGUUCGACAUGAAACUGCCCAACUCUGUGUUCAAUCAGCUGAAAGAGCACUCUAGACACAAUCAAGCUAGAAAAAACAAAAUGUUGGAUCGUAAGGAGAGCCAAGCCACUGCCGAAAUGGGUCUGGACGAGGCCACCAGACUCAUACUGUUCAAACUCGUCAACAAUGGUAUCCUAGAGAGUAUAAAUGGAAUAAUUUCUACUGGCAAGGAGUCUGUAGUUAUUCACGCUAGUGCCGAUCAAUCCUAUCCCGAUUUGGUGCUUCCCAAGGAAUGUGCAAUCAAGGUGUUUAAAACUACUCUGAAUGAGUUUAAAACCAGAGACAAGUAUAUCGAAGCUGACUAUAGAUUUAAGGAUAGGUUCUCGAAGCAGAACCCAAGAAAGAUUGUCCACAUGUGGGCAGAGAAGGAGAUGCAUAACAUGGUGAGAAUCAAGAAGGUCGGAAUUAACUGCCCUGAAAUGAUCUGCUUGAAGAAGCAUGUUCUACUUAUGUCCUUCAUCGGAAAGGACAACAAGCCAGCUCCGAAGCUGAGAGAUGUUAUAAUGAAGCCAGAGAAAUGGCAGAGCGUUUACAAGGAAGUUAUAGAUAUUAUGCAUAAGUUGUACAAUGUAGGCCAUCUGGUGCACGCUGACUUAUCAGAGUAUAAUAUACUCUGGUGGGAGGACAAGUGCUGGUUGAUUGAUGUCUCCCAGUCGGUGCAGCCUGAUCAUCCUCAUGGCUUAGAAUUUCUGCUGCGAGAUUGCCAUAACAUAAUCAAUUUCUUCGAGAAAAAAAACAUCCCAGAUAUGAUAACAGCUGAGGAGUUGUUCAAGUCCGUCACUGGUUUUGAAGAGGUUGAUGUCAAUUUACUCGAAGGUGUGCAUACAACAUUCAAUGCCCUGUCAUCACGUUUUGAGAUUGCUCCGGAUGACAACAGAAAUAUCAGCUACCCAUUUGAGUAUUGCUGGCAGAAAUCUAAUGAGAUCCAACUGCAACAAGUCAAAACUGAGGAUGAUGAAGAUGAGUUUGAAGAAAUGUGGGAGCUCUCCCAACUGAGCAAGGUCGACGAUGCCGCUGACUUUGGCAAUGAAGUACCCAAUAAUGUGGUUGUGGACAAAACUGUUAACUUUGCCAAUACUAUUGACAUAACCUUGCCCACCACUAACAAUGAUAUAAGUAGUAAGGACAUAAGAAAAAAGUCUUAACUUUGAAUCACUUUAUUAGCCAGAAUAUUAAGAAGUAAAUAUAUUCUUUAUGAAUAUUUACAAAAUGUUUGAUUCAAAAUCAACAAAUCAAGAACAAAAAAAUAUGGGAUAGAUAACAGGAAUCUUUUUAUAUUAAAAUAUAAAGAGACAUUUUUUUGUUUUAUUGCAAAACCUUAAUCCAAACAGGAUAGUAUUAUUUUUUUAAAUAUCUUUAUUUAAAAAAAUAAUACUUUAAGGGCUUUUGCCAUACAUGGCUGCCAGCCCAGGGCAGGAUAGUAAUUUAAUAAAAUCUUACUUUAGAGUUUAGACUCACUUAUGUACUUACUUAUGUGAACAUCUAAUGUACCAUUUUUAAUGCAAAUAAAUGAUUGAUUGAU